GGCGGUCUGGACGGGCCGAGGGCUCCAGCCUGCCUGUGCUCAGAGCUCUGAGCGUCAGCUGGCACCUGGACGUGCUUCCCAGUUUGUAAGUCAGCGGGGAGAGGAAGCCCGGAGGCAGGACCAUGUGGCUGCCCCCAGCUCUGCUGCUUCUCAGCAUCCCAGGCUGUUUGUCCAUCCGAGGCCCAGAGUCCGUGCGGGGCCAGGAGCGGGAGUCGGUGAGUGUGAAGUGUCGAUACGACUCCAAGUGGGAGAGCCAUAAGAAGUGGUGGUGUCGGGGGGCGUGGUGGGCUUCAUGCCGGAUCCUCGUGCAAACCCAGGGAUCGGGGCGAGAAGAGAACGGAGACCGCGUGUCCAUCAGGGACGACCAGAGAAACCGCUCGUUCACAGUGACCUUGCAGGAGCUCAGGCAGGACGACGCAGACACUUACUGGUGCGGGAUUGAGAGGCCUGGAACCGACCUGGGGGCGCAAAUUAAAGUGACUGUUGGUCCAAGGGAAGCUGCUCUGACCGUACUAGGAAGCCAGGCCUCCAGGACGAGGAACACCAGCCGUCCAGCCGCGUCCUCCCGCCCCCACAGCAGGACCCACUACAUGCUCCUGGCAUUCCUGAAGGUGCCCUUCCUGCUCGGCUUGGUCGGCGCCGUGCUCUGGUUGGAGGAACGUCGGAGGGACGUUGCAGAGCCGCAGGGUCAGCCCAUCUACGCCAACUUGUCCUCUGAGCUUCUGACCAGAGACACCCGCGUUUAGACAGACGGAUGAGCGGAGCCUUCCAACACCGCACCCCGUUUCCAGAGGAAACUCGGCUGUGGAAAGAAACACCGCGGAGUCAUGGCCGUCCCGCCCGGCUCAGGGCCCCCGCUCCCGAUGUGCGGUCCCCACCUGGAGGGCCAGCAUCUUGUUCCUGCUCCUCCAGGUUGCAAGUGCCCUGCCUAGACCCACACUCGGGGUUCAGGGCUCACAGUUGGGAGCUGCUGGGCUGGAGUCCCGGUUCAGACCAUCGUGUCCCCACUGCUGGGAGAGCUUGGGAGCAGGGCCGGGGGCCGAAGUCCAGAGAGAAGCCACAGGGGUACAGGGGAGAGGGCGAGGGGCCUCCUUCCUGAGACUGGCUCAGCGCGCUCCCUGACUGGGCUUCCGACAUAUGGGAUUUUGUAGUUUUUUUCCUUAAGCUGGGUGUUUUUUUUUUUAAUUUAUUUAUUUUUUAAUUGAAGGAUAAUUGCUUUACAGAAUUUUGUUGUUUUUUGUCAAACACCAACAUGAAUCUCAAGCUGGGUUUUGAAGGCUCGUGACCGUCACUUGACUUGAUGCACUCAUGGGCGCGUGCACACACACACACACACACACACACACACACACACACACACACACACACACCCUAAGGACGGUGAUUCUGGGGAGAGUGCUGGUUCUGGACCGUGACAGGAUGACGUCCCCUCUGCCCAGGGAGGACGCUGCUCUGUGUCCAGGGGGCUGAGGUGGGGCCCUGGGACUGGCCUUUCUCUUCCCCCUUCAUCCUCCCCCUCCCCACUCUGCUCUGGCUCCCCAGGCUCCCUGCUCCCCACCUCUCGGGGGGCUGGGCUCCCCGGGGGCUGAGACUUGGGAGCCCGCCCUUCACUUCCUCCCAGCAGCUGGACUGCAGGGUCUCCAUGGGGCCGGGGACCCUCAGAAAGUACGUCAAGGUCAGGGAGGGUGAUGUCAAAGUUGUCUGAGGGAAGGGGUGGUGUCUCUUUUAAAUAACGUGUGCAUCAGGUUAAUUAAAGUUGUCUGAGGGAAA
Messenger RNA from Cervus elaphus (red deer), 1770 nucleotides. RefSeq names its product CMRF35-like molecule 7. Gene Ontology annotation, molecular function: transmembrane signaling receptor activity. Bases 123 to 746 code for a protein of 207 amino acids. Gene Ontology annotation, cellular component: plasma membrane. The record is from RefSeq and is a predicted model, not a curated record. NCBI's taxonomy places the organism in Eukaryota, Metazoa, Chordata, Mammalia, Artiodactyla, Cervidae. The transcript is spliced from 4 exons.